Aspergillus pseudonomiae is the source of this 906-nucleotide messenger RNA. RefSeq lists its product as uncharacterized. The transcript has 4 exons. NCBI's taxonomy places the organism in Eukaryota, Fungi, Ascomycota, Eurotiomycetes, Eurotiales, Aspergillaceae. The coding region runs from base 342 to 824 and encodes 160 amino acids. The record is from RefSeq and is a predicted model, not a curated record.
AUUCUUGAUGUUGGUCAAUCCGAGGACUGGCUCGCGUUGCAAAUGGCUCUUGCGCCUUGUUUAAUUGGAUACGGAGCCAUUGCCCAGAGACUGUACACGGACAAGGACACUCUUCGGCAGGGCAACCGAUACUGGAAGUGGAUUGAAAACUACGUUGCGGAGGACUACUCAGAGGCAGUUCGAUUGGGAUCUGAACUUCUUGAGAGACACAUGCGCGAAGUUUCUCCGAGCCGAAUGGAGGAGCUGAUUAAGAUCUUCAUUCGGGCAACGGAGUUAGAGAUCCGAUUCUGGGACAUGGGAUUGGGUGCUCGAUAAGAAAGAGAAGAAGGUCGAAGAAAUGGAUGUAUAGUUACGAGGCAGGGUUUAGUUCGGGAUGGCGAAAAAGACACGAGAUCCAAACAAUGCAAACAGGGCAUACAAUGCAUACCCGCCAGUCACGGGAGGCGGUGAGGGGAGCGACAAGCGGUGAAUGGACGGUGUCGGCCAAAAUCUGGCAUUUUGCCCAUCUUUGCCAUUCUCAUUCCUUGGGUCAAGUCUCCUGCACUAAUCCAAUCGGGAAAGCGUCGCCUUCGCCUCUUUUUCGCCUUCGACUUUUUUCUUCUCCUUCCCGCCCCAUCGCGACUAUUUUUUUUCUUCCUCCCCCAUCUCCCUUAUCUAUCUCCCCUUCCUCCUCAUCCUUGUUUUCCUUCUCUUGGACAUUCUUUCGUCCUUUACCCUCGGUCUUUAUUCUGGGAGAGACUAUACAACAUCCCCUUCCUUCAUUUAACCCCAUUCUUUUGAGUCUGUUGUUUUGCUCAGUUUUCUCAUCUCACACCCGCCAAUAAAAAAGACCGCAUAAUGUCUUACAACGGUGGCUAUCAGCGCGACCAGCGCGACUCCUAUCGACUUGGAUUCUUUACCCAAGUU